AUGGAUCAGAGAUUAGAGAGAAUAGAACAAAUGCAAAGGGAAAUGCAAGAGCAAUUACAAGCACAGAUGCAAGAGCAACUGGCUAAGAUACAACAAGAUAUGAAGGAAAAAAUGGAAGAAUCCCAAAAUAAUCUAAUAGGCCAGUUGGCGCAGUUGCUGGCUAGAGAAUGCGAGAAAGGGAAGAGCACCAUGGGGAACGAUAAUGAAGACCCUAUCUAUCCUCCAGGCUUUGCUCUGAUAAACACUCAACCACAAUCGGAGGUGCAUCCACGAACGGUAUCUGUCACUAUUAAGCCCCAGCAAUACCAGGCCAAUGCCUCGACACCAAUAAACAUUCCUAUAGGAUCAGGCUCUAAUCCCGGGGAUAAUCCAGCUAAUCCAUUUGUCCCGGACCUUGAUGACAUGGCAGAAAUGGAGAAAGGAAAAGUAGAUAUGGCGAAACAACUCGAUAGUCGGUGCAAAUGGCUUGAGGAAAAAUUCAAAGCAAUGGAAGCUGCUGAUUACUGUGGCGGGAUCGAUGCCAAGGACUUAAGCUUGGUCUCAGAUCUGGUGCUCCCACCAAAAUUUAAAACCCUGGAGUUCGAAAAGUAUAACGGGACGAGCUGCCCUGAAGCUCAUAUUACGAUGUUCUGUCGAAGGAUGACAGGGUAUGUUAGCAAUGAUCAGCUGUUGAUCCACUGUUUCCAGGACAGUCUGAUCGGAGCUGCGGCCAAGUGGUAUAACCAGCUCAGCCGUGCCCAAAUUGGUUCAUGGAAGGACUUGGCUCAAGCUUUCAUGAAACAAUACGGUCACGUGACGGACAUAGCACCUGACAGAAUCACCCUACAAAACAUGGAAAAGAAGCCGAGUGAAACCUUCAGACAAUAUGCACAACGGUGGAGGGAAAUAGCGAUGCAAGUCCAGCCACCCCUCUUGGAGAAGGAAACGACCAUGCUAUUUAUUAAUACUCUAAAGGCCCUAUUCAUUAACCACAUGUUAGGAAGUGCUACUAAAAGCUUUUCGGACAUAGUAAUGUCCGGGGAGAUGAUAGAAAAUGCGGUAAGAUGUGGGAAGAUUGAAGCGGGGGAAAAUGCCAAGAGAACGGCUCUAAGAAGGAAAGAAAAUGAGGUGAACAAUACGAGCGCAUAUUAUAAGGGUUAUUCCAAACCGGUCACAGUAAACCAGCUGAGGGCAGUGACUACUAGCCAUCAGGGCUCCGCAAGUCAAGAUUCCAAUCCAAGGCCUAACACAGAAAGAGUCCAGUUCACGCCAAUCCCAAUGACGUAUAGGGAGCUUUACCAGAAUCUGUUCGAUGCGCAUGUAGUGUCUUCCUUUUACCUAAAACCUAUGCAACCUCCAUUCCCAAAGUGGUAUGAUGAAAACGCGCAAUGCGAAUACCAUGCAGGAAUUGCAGGGCACACAAUUGAGAACUGCACGGCCUUCAAAAAAUUAGUCGAAAGGUUCAUAAAUAUGGGCAUUGUGAAGUUCGAUGAUCCCACAAAACCUAAUGUGGCGGGAAAUCCGUUACCCAGUCAUUCAGACAAUAGGGUAAACGUGAUAAGCGAAAGUAGAGGAAGGAGAACUAAGAUGGACGUAUCGGAGGUAAAGACCCCGUUGAGAUGGGUUUGGAAGAAAAUGGUGGAAGAAGGUUUACUUAUACAAGGUUUAGAGGAGAAGCCUGAAGGAGGGAAAUACUAUUGUGAAUUCCAUGACGAGGAAGGGCAUGAGAUCCAAAAGUACAAUAAAUUCAGGGCUCUGGUACAGGGAUUGAUAGAAAAUAAAGAAAUUGAAUUCUUUGAGUACACCGAGGGCCCGAAGGGAGAAGAUGUGUGCACGUCAGAGCAAGGGCCAACCAACAAUGUCCGAGGGGUCAAUCACCCGAUCGUAAUUAUAUCCCGACCAAGAGUUAAUGAAGUCGGAGUACCAAUUGCGCCAAAGGUCAUAAUUCAAAAGCCCAUUGCUUUCCCUUAUAAGGAUAGCAAAAGGGUUCUUUGGAAUUACGACUGCAAUGUAACGAUUCCGGGAGGGGAGAAUCCAGUUAUCACUUCGGAGAAAGGUCAAGACGAGGGUUUCUAUACACGCAGCAGAAGGUGUUAUACUCCGAACACAAAGGCAGAAUCAGUUAAAGGAAAAUCCGUGGUCAUUGAACAAGAAAAGGAAAAGACGACCAGACCUGAAUCACCCGUCAAUGAGCCUGUAACUGAAAAAGAGGCUAAAGAAUUCUUAAAAUUCUUAAAACACAGCGAGUACAGCAUUGUGGAGCAAUUGCACAAACAGCGAGCUCGUAUAUCUGUACUAGCCUUGCUCUUGAGUUCAGAUACUCACCGAAGUGCAUUGAUGAAGGUUUUAAAUGAAACAUAUGUUGCGGAUGACAUCUCUGUCAACAAACUCGAUCGUCUGGUCAAUAACAUCAGCGCGGAUAAUUUUAUUUUCUUUAAUGAUGAUGAAAUACCACCGGGAGGCAUGGGAUCUACAAAGGCCCUACACAUUACCACUCGCUGCAAAGGAUACACAUUGCCGGGGGUAUUGAUUGAUAAUGGAUCGGCAUUGAAUGUCAUGCCCUUGUCCACGCUAAAUAGGCUGCCAGUUGAUAGCUCUCACAUGAAGACAUGUCAAAACGUCGUGAGAGCAUUCGAUGGUACGGAAAGGAGAGUGAUGGGAAGAAUCGAGAUACCUCUCUUGAUUGGACCAAAUACAUACGAGGUGGACUUCUUAGUAAUGGACAUCAAGCCCUCAUACAAUUGCCUGUUAGGGAGACCGUGGAUUCACUCGGCAGGGGCAGUACCGUCGUCCCUACACCAAAAGUUGAAGUUGGUAAGAGGGAGGUUGAUAACGAUAAACGCGGAGGAAGACAUCAUUGCAUCUGUCACCAGUGACGCACCGUACGUGGGUACAGACGUUGAGGCGAUAGAAUGUUCUGUUCGAUCACUAGAAUUUGUCAAUACUACAUUUAUCGUCGAAGGAAACAAGAUCCCAGCACCUAGAAUAUCCAAAACCACAAGGAUGGGCCUACGAUUAACUGUUGGCAAAGGAGCUUUGCCAGGGAAAGGACUUGGAAGAUGCCUCCAGGGAAGGAUCGAGGUACCAGUGUUGAAGGAAAAACGAGACCGCUUUGGCUUAGGAUUUAAGCCAGAUGCGAAGCAAAAGAAGAAAGAACUGGAGAAAAGGCAAGAGAUGAGGAGAGCGCGUUUGUGUGGUGAGGAGGUCAAGUGGGAGCCGAUGACCUUCCCUCAUUUAUCCAAAACAUUCGUCUCAGGAGAGACUAUUCACUCUAAAGGAAGAUUGACAAAAAAAGAGCCCGCCGAAGAAAUAUUGAACAAUAUCAAUGAUAUGAGCGAUAUUGCCAAUGACUCAGAGAUUCCUUUCGAACAAGACUUGUGUAUAGAGGACACGGAGGAUUUUGAAGAUGACCAAAAUUGUGGCUUAUCUCCUGAUUUGUUAAGAAUGGUAGAACAAGAGGAGAAACAAAUCUUACCUCACAAAGAGUCGGUAGAAAUUGUGAGCUUAGGAGAAGGAAAAGAAGUGAAAAUUGGAGCUAGUAUCGCUACAGAAACAAAGCGAGGCCUCAUCGAGUUACUCCGAGAAUUCAAGGAUGUCUUUGCCUGGUCAUAUAAAGACAUGCCCGGAUUGAAUACCGAUAUCGUGGUGCACCGACUCCCUAUAAAGGAAGAAUGUAAGCCAGUUCAACAGAAACUCCGAAGGAUGAGACCCGAUGUUUUGUUGAAAAUAAAAGAAGAGGUCAAGAAGCAGUUCGACGCCGGUUUCUUACAAGUGGUCAAGUACUCAGAAUGGGUGGCCAAUAUAGUCCCAGCUCCUAAGAAAGAUGGGAAGGUACGGAUGUGCGUAGAUUAUCGGGAUCUAAACAAAGCCAGCCCAAAAGAUAACUUUCCGUUGCCUCACAUUGAUACAUUAGUGGAUAACACGGCGGGUUACUCACUUUUCUCGUUCAUAGACGGCUUCUUGGGAUACAACCAGAUAAAGAUGCAUCUGAAAGACAUGGAAAAGACCACAUUCGUAACCAUGUGGGGAACAUUUUGUUAUAAAGUUAUGCCAUUUGGGCUAAAAAACGCGGGAGCAACAUAUCAGAGAGCCAUGGUAACUUUAUUCCAUGAUAUGAUGCACAAGGAGAUCGAAGUUUACAUCGAUGACAUGAUUGCAAAAUCCAGAACAGAAAAUGAGCAUGUGCAGGUUCUGAGGAAACUAUUCUUAAGGUUAAGGAAGUUCCAACUAAAACUCAACCCCGCAAAGUGUACCUUCGGAGCCUAGUCAGGAAAACUGUUGGGAUUUGUGGUCAGUGAAAAAGGAAUUGAGAUCGACCCAGAUAAAGUCAGGGCUAUACAAGAAUUACCUCUACCAUGUACUCAAAAAGAAGUUCGAGGUUUCCUAGGAAGGCUGAAUUACAUCGCUCGGUUCAUCUCACAACUGACAGAAAAAUGUGAUCCGAUAUUUCAUCUCCUUAGGAAGCAUAAUCCAGGUGUUUGGGAUGAGGAGUGCCAGAGAACUUUUGACAAUGUCAAGCAUUACCUAUCCAAUGCCCCAGUACUGAUGCCACCUUGUCCGGAUAAACCACUGAUAUUGUACUUGACGGUGUUCGAGAAUUCCAUGGGAUGCGUGCUAGGCCAACAUGACGAGUCUGGAAGAAAAGAAAGAGCAAUAUACUAUCUCAGCAAGAAAUUCACUGAAUGCGAAACGAGAUAUUCGUCGAUUGAGAAGUUGUGUUGUGCUUUGAUUUGGACAACCCGAAGACUGAGGCAAUACAUGUUGUACCACACAACUUGGCUCAUCUCAAAACUGGACCCUUUGAAAUACAUGAUGGAAUCAAACGCUUUGAACGGAAGAAUGGCUCAUUGGCAAAUUCUACUUUCUGAGUUUGACAUAGUCUACGUGAAUCAAAAGGCUGUAAAGGGGAGUGCAAUAGCGGACUUUCUGGCCAGUAGAGCUCUAGAAGAUUAUGAGCCAUUGAGCUUUGAUUUCCCGAAUGAAGAUCUAAUGUAUGUUGCAACCACAGAAGAAGACUCUCAAGAAGGCCACCUUUGGAAGCUGAAUUUUGAUGGAGCUUCAAAUGCUGUAGGUAAUGGAAUCGGGGCAGUCUUGGUAUCCCCAAACGGAGAUCAUUAUCCUUUCACCAGUAAAUUAGAUUUUGACUGCACAAACAACAUGGCGGAAUACGAGGCAUGCAUCAUGGGCAUCCGUGCAGCCAUAGAACGCAAAAUAAAAGUAUUAGAGGUAUACGGAGAUUCUGCGCUAGUGAUCUAUCAGCUUAAAGGUGAAUGGGAGACAAGAGAUCCCAAGCUGAUCAGUUAUCGAAGACUGGUUCUUGAGUUAAUCGAGGAGUUUGACGAUAUCACUUUCUGCUAUCUCUCACGAGAUGAAAACCAGAUGGCUGAUGCCUUGGCAACUUUAGCUUCUAUGAUCAAAGUGAACAAGCAAGAGGAUAUAAAGCCUAUCCAAAUGAGCAUUUACGAGGCUCCAGCUCAUUGCUGCAACAUCGAAGAAGAAGAAGAGAAAUAUGACCAUCCUUGGUAUCAGGAUAUUUUACGAUAUAUGAAGAGUCGUGAAUACCCAGACCAAGCGACUGAGAAUGACAAGAGGACAUUAAGAAGGUUGGCCAGUGACUAUGUCUUGGAUGGAGAAAUCCUGUAUAAAAGAAGAAAAGACCAAGUGCUCCUAAGAUGUGUGGACGCUAUCGAGGCUAAGCAAAUCCUAGAAGAGGUUCAUGAGGGUGUCUGUGGGACGCAUGCUAAUGGUUUCACCAUGGCCAGACAGAUCAUGAGAUUCGGAUAUUAUUGGUUUACUAUGGAAGGAGAUUGCAUCAACUAUGCCAAGAAGUGCCAUAAAUGCCAAAUCUAUGGAAAAAUUCAUGUACCUCCUUCACCCCUUCACGUCAUGACUUCUCCAUGGCCUUUCUCCAUGUGGGGCAUGGAUGUCAUUGGGCCAAUCUCACCAAAGGCAUCUAAUGGACAUCGUUUCAUCUUUAUGGUUAUAGAUUACUUCACCAAAUGGGUGGAGGCCACUUCUUACGCCAACGUCACAAAGUCGGCAGUCAGUAAGUUCUUGAAGAAAGAAAUCAUAUGUCGAUAUGGGAUGCCUGAGCGAAUCAUAUCGGACAAUGCACUGAGCUUGAAUAAUAGCACGAUAGCAGAGGUCUGUAGCCAGUUCAAGAUUAAACAUCAUAACUUGUCAGCGUAUCGCCCAAAGAUGAAUGGUGCAGUAGAAGCGGCCAAUAAAAAUAUAAAGAAAAUCAUAGGAAAAAUGAUUGAGACCUAUAAAGAUUGGCAUGAGAAAUUACCAUUUGCCCUGUAUGCCUACCGGACGUCAGUCAGAACAUCUACCGGGGCAACACCAUUCUCUUUAGUUUAUGGAAUAGAGGCGGUUCUACCUAUUGAGGUCGAGAUUCCCUCUUUACGUGUGCUUUCAGAACUAAAAUUAGAUGAAGCAGAAUGGAUCCAGUCUCGAUACGACCAGUUGAACUUGAUUGAGGAAAAGAGGCUAAAAGCUAUCCGUCAUGGUCAAAUGUAUCAAAAGAGAAUGAUGCGGGCUUACACUAAGAAGGUUCGCCCUAGAGAAUUCCAUGAAGGAGACCUCGUAUUGAAAAAGAUCCUUCCCAUACAAAAGGACUUCAGAGGAAAAUGGAUGCCGAAUUGGGAGGGACCUUAUGUGGUAAAGAAGGCUUUCUCUGGAGGGGCUCUGAUUUUGACCGAGAUGGAUGGUAAAAGCUUGCCUAAUCCCGUGAAUUCAGAUUCGGUCAAGAGGUAUUUUACCUAA
Molecule: messenger RNA, 6744 nt
Organism: Gossypium arboreum
Lineage: Eukaryota; Viridiplantae; Streptophyta; Magnoliopsida; Malvales; Malvaceae
Biological process (GO): DNA integration
Molecular function (GO): nucleic acid binding; RNA-DNA hybrid ribonuclease activity
Source: RefSeq, a predicted model, not a curated record